Messenger RNA from Aspergillus wentii DTO 134E9, 2810 nucleotides. Its product is annotated as GcvT family protein. The transcript has a single exon. The record is from RefSeq and is a predicted model, not a curated record. Gene Ontology annotation, cellular component: mitochondrion. Lineage: Eukaryota; Fungi; Ascomycota; Eurotiomycetes; Eurotiales; Aspergillaceae. Gene Ontology annotation, molecular function: protein binding; oxidoreductase activity. The coding region runs from base 93 to 2609 and encodes 838 amino acids.
GAGAUAGCAAGGCGAUAGGAUAACCAUCCAGAGAUAAUAUAUAACAAAUAGCAUCAUGUCUAUUGUCAACCAUACACAAUCAUCUUUUCAUCAUGCCACCAUCAACACCACGCAUCGUCAUCAUCGGAGCCGGCAUCGUGGGCACAAACCUUGCCGACGAACUGGUCUCGCGAGGAUGGAACAACAUUACUGUCGUCGAGCAGGGCCCGUUGCACAUGCCGGGCGGCUCGACAUCACAUGCCCCCGGUCUCGUGUUUCAGACCAGCCCGUCCAAGACGAUGACUCGGUUUGCCAGUUAUACGGUGGACAAGUUACUCAGUCUUGAUUGCUUUAAUCAGGUUGGGGGACUCGAGGUGGCGACGACGCCAGAGAGAGUGGAGGAGUUGAAGCGGAAACAUGGAUAUGCGGUUUCGUGGGGGAUAGAUGCAAGGCUUGUCAGUGCGGAGGAGUGUAUACGGAUGUACCCUCUUUUGAAUAAGGAUAUCGUGCUUGGGGGUCUACACAUUCCCAGUGAUGGUCUGGCGCUGGCUGCGCGUGCGACACAGCUGCUUAUCGAGCGUACGCGUCAAGCUGGCGUGAAGUAUAUUGAGUCGACACCGGUGACCGGCAUCGAGAAGAAGAACCACCGAGUGACAGGCGUCAAUACCCCUGGUGGCAUCAUCCCCGCGGAUAUCGUCGUUUCCUGUGCUGGUUUCUGGGGCGUCGAAGUAGGCGCCAUGGCUGGAGUGAAAGUUCCUUUGCUUCCUCUGGCGCAUCAGUAUGCGAAGACGACCAAGGUGCCUUCUCUGGCAGGCAGAGAUAUUAACAACCGACCAAAUGGAAAGAACGCCAUCUAUCCCAUUCUACGACACCAAGACCAAGAUCUUUACUACCGUGAACAUGGCGAUCAGUAUGGCAUUGGCUACUAUGGCCACCGUCCGAUGCCAGUAGAGGCAGCUUCAUUGGGCCUCACUUCGAAGAACGUUGAUGAAAAGAACAUGCCAUCUCGACUUCAGUUCACCAAGGAAGACUUUGAUCCCGCGUGGAAGGAAUCCCAGCACCUUCUCCCAGCUCUCCGAGAUACGCAGCUUGCCGACGGCUUCAACGGCAUCUUCUCCUUCACACCAGAUGGUGGACCGGUCAUCGGACAAGCACCAGAGCUCGAUGGCUUCUAUGUCGCUGAAGCUGUCUGGGUGACGCACUCUGCCGGCGUCGCACGAGCAGUCGCUGAGAUCCUCACCACUGGCCAGUCUAACAUUGAUGUCUCCGAAUGCGAGCUGUCCCGAUUUGAAGCUAUCCAAUUAAGCCGCAACUAUGUCAGCGAGACAUCCCAACAGAACUUUGUCGAAAUAUACGAUAUCCUUCAUCCACUACAGCCGAAGGAGUCACCACGGCAGCUUCGAACAACUCCAUUCUACCAUCAGCAGCGGAUUCUAGGUGCUGUUUUCCGUGAGGUUGGAGGUUGGGAACAUCCAUCCUGGUAUGAGGGAAAUAGGCAUUUGCUCAAAUAUCUCCCCUCCAAGUGGCAGCCCGUCGAGCGAGACUCCUGGUCAGCGAAGUUCUACUCGCCCAUUGCUGUUGCAGAGGCGUGGAGGACGCGCAAUGCAGUCGCCAUGUACGACAUGACUACUUUCCAUCGCUUUGAAGUGUCUGGUCCUGGAGCCGCUCAUCUGCUUAACCGGCUAAGCACCGGAGAUGUCAUUGCUACAAAGCCUGGGUCAAUAGUCUACGCCCUUCUUCUCAACAGCAAUGGCGGAAUCCGCAGUGACAUUUUCAUCUCACGCCUCGACGAUGAAGUCUUCCAGGUGAAUGCAAACUCUGCGACCGAUCUAGCCUAUCUUUCCUACGAAGCCAAACAACAGCAGCAAUGGGUACAAGUCCGCGAAAUCACAGGCAGUACAUGCAGCAUCGGUCUCUGGGGACCUCGUUCCCGAGACGUCAUCAGCACGAUCAGCACUGAUGAUCUAAGCAACCCAACAUUGCCUUAUCUCGGCGUCAAGAAAGCGACCAUCACCAACAUCCCAGUUACCAUGUUUCGAAAGUCCUACGUCGGCGAGUCUGGCUGGGAGAUUCAAUGCAGCGCUGAAUACGGACAUCGACUUUGGGAUGUUAUCUCCCAAGCAGGAAAGCCACAUGGUAUCAUCGCAGCAGGACGCCACGCGUUCGACGCAUUGAGAAUCGAAAAGGGUUACCGGAUCUGGGGCAAAGAUAUGACGACUGAACACGAUCCAUACGAAGCCGGAGUCGCAUUUGCCAUUAACACGAGCAAAAAGGAAGACUUUGUUGGGAAGACUGCACUCCAACGACGCUCACAACAAGCACUCGCUCGACGACUACGCUGUCUCACUGUUGAUGAUGGCCGUUCCGUCAUCCUCGGUAAGGAGCCUGUAUAUUACAGCGGCAAACCGGUCGGAUACGUGACCAGUGCUGCGUUUGGGUAUACGGUCGGCAAGCCUGUAGCGUAUGCUUGGCUACCUGGCCUUCUCGACAUCGGUGAUGCUGUCGAGAUUGAGUAUUUUGGGCGCCAGAUCAGGGCUACCAUCACGGCUGAGCCGUUGUAUGAUCCGCAGAUGAGUCGUUUGUAUGGCGAUGGAUCGUCUGUUGACCGACCUUUCAAGUCUUUGUUGUAGAUAAGUGGGAACUAGAAGAAUUACGAGAAUACUAUUUCAUGAUACGGACUAUCUUAUUGAAUUAUAUUUCUAUAUUUGAUUGAGCAUUUAACUGAACAACAUUUCUGUUAAUCUGGAAGAUAAACAUUCUAUACUAAUUUUCUUGUUGAUAACCUACAUUGCUAGAAAUAUAUAGCAGACCACAACUACAAUAAGCACAUU